Argiope bruennichi is the source of this 1022-nucleotide messenger RNA. RefSeq lists its product as uncharacterized. Bases 206 to 925 code for a protein of 239 amino acids. Gene Ontology annotation, molecular function: transcription cis-regulatory region binding. The transcript has 4 exons. The record is from RefSeq and is a predicted model, not a curated record. Lineage: Eukaryota; Metazoa; Arthropoda; Arachnida; Araneae; Araneidae.
ACGAGGUGUUCAUUUGCACAUUGGAAAGUUGUUCGGAGCGGUCGCUCGUUUCGAUUUCAAUUCAGUUACCGGUGAUAUAUUUUCGCGUCGCGGUGUGAAUCGGAAGAUUUCCGGGGAGAAUGUAAACUAGUUUCUUUUAUAACAUCUCAUCGCCUUUCAUCAAAGAAAAUAUUUUUUCCUUUUUUUAGGCUGUGAAUUCUUAGAGAUGCCCAUGCGACCCACCUUUAAACUCAUCCCGGAUUUCAUCAUUCCGCAUUUGGAGCGAAAGACUUAUGGACGCCAUUUGAUAUGGGAAGAUCGGGAAAAAGGCAGUUUUAAGGUGUCCAGAAUUCACCAGAGCAGUGAACUGUGGAGUGAUGAAUGCAUUGCUGUUUAUAAGGCUUGGUCUCAAGAGAAAAAGCUAUGGAAACUGGAUGAUGCUAAAAGAAUUACCAAAGCUAAACACAGAUUAAUUACAGCUUUAAGGAGGAGUCCUAUCAUAGAAGUAUUAAAAAAAGAAUCAGCAUAUUACAGGUUUCGAUUUACUCGUCCCGUUAAAACAGAUCAAAAAUCUUCUACUGAUUAUUCAACUGUUGACAGUUUCAGACCUUUGCUGGAAUUGGAAAGCAAUAAAGAUUUUAAUGAUACUGGUUCCAGUUCACUUACAUAUGAAAAACAACCUAAAAUGAAAGAAGUAUAUAUCACUGUAAUAAGCAGGACAACUAACAGUGAAUCUGAGCUAAAUGUGCCUUCUCAAGAGUUUGAAAAUAAAUUCAAAGAUGAGGAAUUUGCCAUGUUAAAUGAAUCUGGUGAUAUCUAUCCAAGUGUAUAUAAUUCUGAUGAAGAUAAAAAUGCUUGGUGGUCAGGUAAAUGCUGUUGUGAUAUUUUGUUAGAUAGCACUCUGCUGCGCAAUGAAAGGUGUAUCUGGCACGGAAUUUAUUCAUAGAUAAUAGAUGAAACCAUAAAUUGUGUUUAUGGAAUGUAAUUUUGUAAAUAAUUAUGUGAAGAUUUACAUAUUUCAAUAAAUAAUUUUUUUAAACAAA